AUGUCUAGAUCUGGUGUUACUGUUGCUGAUGAAUCUUUAACUGCCUUUAACGACUUAAAAUUAGGUAAGAAAUAUAAGUUUAUCUUAUUUGGCUUAAAUGAUGACAAGACCCAAAUUGUUGUUAAAGAAACUUCCACUGAUUCUUCUUAUGACGCUUUCUUAGAAAAGUUGCCAGAAAACGAAUGUUUAUACGCUGUCUAUGAUUUUGAAUAUGAAAUUCCAAAUGAAGGUAAAAGAUCUAAGAUUGUUUUCUUCACCUGGUCUCCAGAUACUGCUCCAAUCAGAUCUAAGAUGGUUUAUGCUUCUUCUAAGGAUGCUUUGAGAAAGUCUUUGAAUGGUGUUGCUUCUGAUAUUCAAGGUACUGACUUCUCCGAAGUUUCUUAUGAUGAUGUUUUAGAUAAAGUUAGCAGAGGUUUUCACUGA
Arxiozyma heterogenica is the source of this 423-nucleotide messenger RNA. It is a transcript of the gene COF1, whose product is annotated as cofilin. The transcript is spliced from 2 exons. The coding region runs from base 1 to 423 and encodes 140 amino acids. Gene Ontology annotation, molecular function: actin filament binding. NCBI's taxonomy places the organism in Eukaryota, Fungi, Ascomycota, Saccharomycetes, Saccharomycetales, Saccharomycetaceae. Gene Ontology annotation, cellular component: actin cytoskeleton; actin cortical patch; cytoplasm. Gene Ontology annotation, biological process: actin filament severing; actin filament depolymerization. The record is from RefSeq and is a predicted model, not a curated record.